AUGAGCAAUGGGCAAGGAGGUUACAACAAAGGAUAUUACAAUUACAAGUCCAACCCAGCCAUGUCAUACAGAAACACUGAUGUUGCCAACCCUCAAGAUCAGGUCUACCCUCAACAACAGCAAGCUCGAUCGAGUCAAGCUCCUCAACAUGGGUAUGGUCCUAAAAACAACUACCAAGGCCCUCAAGGGACUUUUCCUGGUCAGCAAAUGCACAUACCACCUGGCUUUCCCCACCAACCACCCCAGCCUGCGCCUACACCUGAGCAUGAGCUCAAGGCUAUGCUUAAACAGUUGCUCCAAGGGCAAGCUGAUGGUGUUGUGGAGACAAGCAAGAAGUUGGCUGAUAUCAACUCCAAGAUUGAGAACCUAACACAAGAGUGUACUCUCUGGAAAGCUUAG
This is a messenger RNA of Microthlaspi erraticum, 399 nucleotides long. The record is from the annotation of a GenBank genome assembly. Lineage: Eukaryota; Viridiplantae; Streptophyta; Magnoliopsida; Brassicales; Brassicaceae.